UAUAGCUUUAGUUAUUUUUAAUAAAUCAAAAUGAAUUUUUUAUACUUACGAUUUUUUUGGAUCUUAACUAUUUUAUUGGCACGAUAUCAAGCUAUGGAUAAUAACGAAAAUAAAGAAAUAGAAGAAGAAGAAGAUGCUGUAGAAAAGGAAGAAUAUGAAAAGUUAGUGAAGUCAAGAAAAAAUUUUGAAAUAGCAAAAUGUAAAUUUAUUAUGUGUUUAUAUGAUAAUAGUAUAGCACAACAUUUACAUCGAUCUAGUGGUUACAUUAAAACUGAAUUCCUUUAUUUAUUUUCUGAGUUGAGAGUUUUAUGGAUCAUAGGCAAAAGAACUUCCGGGGCUGUGGAUAAAAAAUUCGCAAGAGAAAUCUGUACUAUUUCGAAUAACAUUAAAAAAGCAUAUAACUGGACACAAGAAAAAUGCAUAGAAACGAUAAUGCCAUGUGGUAAAAUAUUUCGGGAUACAUUAGAUAAGAAGAGUCAGAAAUCCAAACUCCAAAAAUUUAUGUCAAAAUCUUUUAAAGCUAAGAAUUCCGAAAAAAAAGAAGAUGAAUAAAAAUUUUUUUAUAGUGAAUUUUUAUAAGAAAAAUUAUAUUUACAAAAAAAAUUUUAUUAAGUAUAG
Molecule: messenger RNA, 618 nt
Organism: Daktulosphaira vitifoliae (grape phylloxera)
Lineage: Eukaryota; Metazoa; Arthropoda; Insecta; Hemiptera; Phylloxeridae
Exons: 4
Coding region: 31-552 (173 amino acids)
Source: RefSeq, a predicted model, not a curated record